Rotaria socialis is the source of this 1428-nucleotide messenger RNA. NCBI's taxonomy places the organism in Eukaryota, Metazoa, Rotifera, Eurotatoria, Philodinida, Philodinidae. The record is from the annotation of a GenBank genome assembly.
AUGGAUCUAGUGAAUGAUGAGUGUCAAGCGCACGCAGUAUCACAACAUGACGUUAGUACAGGCCAUGACGAUUCCACAUUUUUAUUUCGUCAAAGUCUACUCCCAUAUUAUGGUCCAGAGCUGCCGCAUCCAUGUGAACAUUUGCUGCUAGAUGAAAAUAUCGAUCAUCAUAUUGCACGUCUAUUGGCAUCGUAUUCUGUUGAUAUUAAUCGUGGCUUCUUACCUUCUGUUGAUCCGCUGCCCCACUUGCCACUUUCCAGCAAAUUUGCAUGCUGGGAAUUAUUAAUGAUGGAUUUAACGCGAUAUUUGCAUGCAAAAAAUAUUCGCUCAGCUAUUUUAUCACGUCUCAAAAUUGUACACAUUGAACAGAAUGAUCUAUUAGAUGAGAGUGAAUUGCACCGUGCACUUCUAGUGCUUGCUGUAUUGAGUCAUGCAUUUGUAUGGGGCGAAAAACCUAUUAGUACCUAUAUUCCAUCAUGUUUAGCUAUCCCAUGGGUAGAAAUAACGAAACGGGCGAAUCGUCCGCCUGUGUUAACACAUUCACUGAUAGCCUUGUCAAAUUGGAAGCGGUUUGACGUUGAAAAACCGAUUGAACUAGGCAAUAUUGCCAUGUUAAAUUGUUUUCUGUCGGGUAUAGACGAAGCAAACUUCUAUUUGGUUAUCAUUGAAUUGGAGUUUCAUGGAGCAAAAGCUUUAAAACAUAUGUUGAGAGCUCAAUAUUUUUCCAGUAAAGAAAAAGUCAACGAACUAGUGAAUGAACUGAAAGCCAUUCAUAGUAUUCAAAAAACAAUAUUCGCCACUCUCGUAAAGACGUUCGAUGAAGUUGAUCCGUAUAUAUUUUAUAAUCGAGUACGACAUUUUGUAGCUGGUUGGAAAGGAAACCCAUCGUUACCCGAUGGUUUAUUAUAUGAAGGUGUCAGUGAAACGCGACAAUUUUUACACGGUGCGUCGGCAGCUCAAUCUUCGUUGAUAGCGGCGUUCGAUGUUUUCUUCGAUGUUAAACACGACAGUGAGCACACACGUGAAUUUAUAAGUGAAAUGCGCUUUUACAUGCCACCGAAACAUCGUCAAUUUCUAGAAAUAUUAGGCAUAGACAAAUACAACAUAAAUCAUUUCGUCAAGAAAUUAACAUCUUCUGAACAAGUGCAACAAGAAAGUGAACUUCUUCAUGCAUACAAUGCUUGCAUUGAUCAAUUGGUAACGUUUAGAAAUAGACAUAUACAGAUUGUAACGCUCUAUAUUUUGGCACAAAUACGAAAGAAUGAUUAUGUUCAGUUGGAUUCCAAGCAACAAACUGAUCACCCUGUUAACAGUAAUAGUAAACACUCAGAUGAAACAGCAUCGUCAGCGCGUGGUACUGGCGGUACAAUACUGAUGCCUUUUCUGAAGACGUGUCGAGAUGAGACCAUAAUACAACGACUACAUUAA